GCCUGUCUCUGACUUUCGAAUAAUAUAAAUAAGAACUCGUUUGUGUGUGUUAUGUACAUAUCCAUCUAUAGUGUAUACACGUAAUCGCGUUGCAGCGCUGCUGACGUCCGAAUGAGGAGGACGUCACACCUGUUGCUGGACACGGCUGAAGACCAUUAAAAUUCAGGCGUAUAAGAAACAAAAUUCGGAAUUAUGACGCGGAAAUUGAGCAAAUUUCUUAUACUCUUUGACAAUACUAAUCUCCUAUAUUUUCCUGGGCAUUUUUUAUCGGGCAGAGUACUCAUUGAACUUGAUGACGAGGCCUACGUUUCCGGGCUGCAUUUUCACGUCGUUGGCGAGGGAGUCGUCAGGGUUCGAAGUCAGCGCGCCGAGCGGGUCUACGACAAGGAAAACUACAUCGAUUUCCGCAUGAGACUUUUGGGGGAGCCAGACGAAGGUCCGUCGCUCCUAUCCCCGGGGAUCCACAGCUUCCCCUUCAAGCUCGGACUUCCCCUUGGACUGCCCUCGACCUUCCUCGGGAAGCACGGAUGGGUCCAGUACUACUGCAAGGCGGCCCUACGCGAGCCAGGGGGCCUGACGCACAAGAACCAGCAGGUCUUCAUCGUGAUGAACCCGAUCGAUCUGAACCUGGAGCCACCGAUACUGGCGCAGCCCGCCAAGCUCGAGGUCGAGCACCGAGUCGGCGUCUCCUGCCUCUCGGGGGGCCCCGUUUUCUGCAGGGUCAGCCUCGACCGCGGUGGCUACGUCCCUGGGGAGACAAUCGGCAUUUCCGCCACGGUCAGCAACCGCAGCAAGGUCACCAUGAAGUCCACAAAGGCCUCGCUGACCGAGACGAUCCAGUACUUGUGCAGAGGAAAGGUCCUGGCCAGCGAGACUCGAGAGCUCGCCAGUGUUUCGAGGGGGAAAAUCCGACCUGGGGAGGGCGAGGAGUGGCUCAAUGAGCAAAUGUACGUCCCUCCGCUGCCGCCGACGAACCUGCGAGGGUGUCACCUGAUAAACAUACUCUACCACGUAUACUUCGUCAUCACUCCGAAGAGCCUUGACAAGGAGAUCAAGCUGCAGAUACCGAUCGUCCUCGCCACUUAUCCCCUCAGACCGGAAGGAGCGCCGGCCGGAACCGCGCCCUCGAAAAGGGGGGCCCAUUACCCGUCUACUUUGCCGAUAUUCAGGCCCUGGCUGGACGACAAGGCGUUUGAUGUACAGGAGUAGAUUAUCGUCGAUUAGUAAUCGAUGCACAGCUCUGUGCGAUUGGAUAUUUUUUUAACACCGUCUAAAGCGCCAUAUUAAUUUUAUAACAGUAUCCUAAUUUUUUUUAAGCCACGCGCACUGGAAUCUAAUAACGAAACUAUGAGAGUUAUACCAUGUUUUAGACGUCAGUUCCGCGCGUAUUUACAACGACGGUUAAUUAUAAUGAUUGUAUUUAAUAUAUGUAAUUUAAUGUAGUUUAUAUACAUACUGAUAUAAAUAUAUUUGCGUAUGUGUGCAUGACUUGUAUGCUUUUAUGUUUGUGUACCAGUGUGCUUGUUGUUUCAUCUCGCCAUUUAACAGAGAUCGUUGAUAAUCCUAAAAAUUGUAUGUUAAAACGAAUUUUUACCCGAAAUACAUACGUACAACUAACCGAA
Messenger RNA from Diprion similis, 1622 nucleotides. RefSeq names its product arrestin domain-containing protein 2 (gene Vdup1). Lineage: Eukaryota; Metazoa; Arthropoda; Insecta; Hymenoptera; Diprionidae. Gene Ontology annotation, cellular component: cytoplasm. Gene Ontology annotation, biological process: protein transport. The transcript has 6 exons. The record is from RefSeq and is a predicted model, not a curated record. The coding region runs from base 193 to 1209 and encodes 338 amino acids.